This is a messenger RNA of Pararge aegeria (speckled wood butterfly), 6739 nucleotides long. Its product is annotated as protein FAM102A. NCBI's taxonomy places the organism in Eukaryota, Metazoa, Arthropoda, Insecta, Lepidoptera, Nymphalidae. Bases 574 to 2568 code for a protein of 664 amino acids. The transcript has 14 exons. The record is from RefSeq and is a predicted model, not a curated record.
UCAGCCGUGCAAUUUGCAAUGCAAUGGCCGAUUGAAUUUGUAAAGUAAAGACGGUUUCGGUGGCAUAUCGCGGACGUUAUUAAUUUUUUUAUUUUAUUUUACUGACUCGUAUAACCAGUGAAACAUUGUGCAAAACUGUUGUGUUUAAGACUGUGUAUUAGAAUUUGAAGUGGGUGUUUCAAAGGCUGUCGUUUACGAUUUUCAUUUCGUGUGAAAUUUUGUUAUUGAUUACGUGAGCAGUAAGACUGAUGACAUGGUCUUCCGUAGUGGGCGAGGACGUUUCUAGAAAUCUUCCAGUUCUGCUCAUUUUAAAGCUAACGACUCCAGCCGAUAUGCGCCCGCUCCGUGGCCCCGCUCGUCUGCGCCGAAACAACGCCGAUGCCUCGCUAAUCGCUCCACCGCUUUACUUAUCUACGUAGGAGAUAAAGAUAUAUUAGUGUGUUUUAUAUUCAUUCGUCCAUGUGAAGUGAAGUGAAGUGCAAGUGAUUCGUGCGAGUGCCAAACCGGUCGGAACCAGUCAGUGCCGGUUGUCGAGUUCCAGUAGUGGAGUGCCGGGCCCGAUGUUGUCGGAUCAUGGCGUUCAUGAUGAAGAAAAAGCGAUACAAGUUCGAAGUGCAGUGCUGCUUGGAGGAGCUCACCGAGGUGCCGUUCGUGUCCGCAGUGCUGUUCGCGAAGGUCCGCCUGCUCGACGGGGGGAACUUCCAGGUGCAUUCUAGCAGGGAGGAGGUGCGGAAGCACGCGGUGCGCUGGAACGCGGAGUUCUCGUUCGUGUGCAAGAUGUGCGCCAACGCCAACACCGGCGUGCUGGAGCGCGCACUCAUGAGGGUCUCCGUGCGCAAGGAGUGCAAAGGUGGAAGGUCGUACCAGAAGCUGGGCUUCUGUGACGUGAACCUGGCGGAGCUGGCGGGCUCGGGCGACACAACGCGCCGCUGCCUGCUCGAGGGCUACGACCCGCGCCGCCGCCAGGACAACUCCGUGCUGCGGAUACGCAUCAAGAUGAACAUGAUCUCCGGGGACCCGCUCUUCAAAGUUCCAGAAAGAAUGCAAGACGUAGCUGAAAAGACUGGUGGCGACAGCGGCUCAGAGAGCGCGGCGGCGGCCGACGACGACUGUGCUUCCUCCACCGCUAGUUCGGGCUUCGGUUCCCUCACCAAGAAGAAGAACUAUGAGGGUGUGACGCCGGCGCUGUCGUCGCUGCCCUCGUGUGAGCUUCCCUCCCCCGACGCGGAGGAGGCACCCCCCUUGCCGCUGCCGGCCUCCCUGCCCACCACGGUGCCAGUCACGCUGCCCGACUUCGCCGGGUUGAUGGUAUCAAGUCAAAACACAGUCCCAACUGUGGGAGUGACUACCACCGUGACCGUGAGUGGCGGGUGCGCGGCGUGUCUGCAGCAACAACACACGCACUCUAGAAACUCUUCCAAUACCUCCGGCGACAUGAGUAGUAAGGCGUCCGGCUACGGCAGCUCCGUGUCGGCCGCGUCCGCGCACUCCCGACAGAGCUCGGAGGGCGACUCGGCCGACUGCCCGCGACCGCACCACAACAGCGUGCGCUUGGAACGGACGACCACCACGACGACGUCGGUGUACGCGCCCGCCCAGAGCUGCAAGCAUGCGGGUCGGACGCUCGCUAAACUACUGCUGGAGAAGACAGUUCGCAGCGAGUCGGCCGACGUUUAUCUCUCCAUGUCCGAUUCCACGCUGACGGGCUCCGAUGUGUACCUCACCCCCAACGCCACCCUCACGAACCCCCCCGACUUGAUCCCCCGCCACGUCCUCCACUCGCCCUCCAGCGAGGAGUACAAAACGCCGGAGUGCACGAUCCUCGACGAUAACUCGUUCGCCAUGCCGACGUAUUUCGACAAGAAGAAAAAAGCCGCCUCCGUGAUCAUCUCCGCAGUGCAACCGUUGGCCAACUUUCAGAUUUUCAAACAGAAGUCUUUGAACACGAUCCCCGCGUUGAUAGAGAAGAACCGGAAAACGGAGGAGCUGUUCACGAACUUUCCGUUCUUGACGCCGCUCGCGCACCGCAAGAACUCGCUCAUAUCGAACGCGAACCGCUUGUCCGGCUGUAUCGAGGACGAGUUCUACUGCAUCCCGUCCGAGGCGGAGACGGACUCCAUGGACAGGAUAGACGUGCGCCACCGCUUCCGCAGUCUGUCCAACCAGGCGCUGGCCGCCCCGCUGGCGUCCACGCCCAAGAGCGAGGCGGAGCGCCGCAGCUACGACUGCCCCAGGAACCCGUCGUCCGGCUCGCUGACGGCGUCCGCCUCCGAGAGUGGGUCGCUGGAGCGCGCACGCGCCGCGCACGAGCGCCGCCUCGCGCCCGCUGACGAGCAGCACGUGGUGUCGUGCCGCGUGGAGAACACCCGCGUCAACCCGGACUCGCUCAUCGACGAGCUGCUCGCCGCCACCGACCUCAAGCACGCCGUCGACGACACCGCCGAGACGUCGGGUCUGCAGCUAUACAUCACCCGCGAUGGGACGGCCGAGCUGGGCUCCCGGCGCCGUCAGCAGCUGGCCCGGAGAGACUACCAGCGCGUCGUGUUGCAUCCGCACGACAACAGGUAGCCAACGGUGCGCGAGGAGGCGCCCUUCUGCCUCACCCCGCCGCCCGCGCACCCCGUGUGACGUCACGGCGCCCUAUCGGCCGGAUAGGGCCGGCGGGACACAGUGCACCUGUGCAGUGCGGUGCCGGACGCAGUGGGACACAGUGGACAGUAUUAUAUGAGAUUCGCGGCGCAGCCCCGCGCCCCGGCCGCCGGGGCCCUGAACCCUGAGUGCGUGUUUACCUCUCGACAACGUCGGCGGUAUCUCGAUACUAUACAGUCGAAAUACCGAUUUUUAUUAUUCAUAAGCUCGUAGUGAAACGGUGGUAGAGUCACAAACAAAGAGACUUGGCUUGACUUGUAUAAAUUUUUAAUCUGCAACCGCCACUAGCGAAACCUAUUAUAUAUAAGAAUAGGUCGUAAAAAAUGAUCGACUUUGGGGCUGGUUUUGUAUCGUAACUCACUAAAAUCUUCAACGUUGUCGAGAUGUACAUGUUUUGCACUAUGGUGCUGAUUCUCUAUGACAUGAAUCGACAUAUAUUUUUGAUGUCAAAUUUGAUACCUCUUUACACAAGAACUAUAAAUUUUGACGUCAUAAAUAGCAAUAAAAUAGUGUGCUACUUUAAUGUCAUGGAGAAAGAAAGCCCGUCAUACAUGACGCAAUAUGCCGCGUCUGAAUUCGAAAAUUCGUUGCGUCGUGUACAGAUAUGAGUUCGCUUGUUAAAUGUUGUUAUAAUCUAUAUGACGUUCAUGCAAUAUGGCGGCCGGAGCCGCGGGCGGGCUCGUAUGACAAAACUAUGAAUAUUUAUUGUUUUUUAAUUAUACAUAAUAUAAUAUAACUUAUGCCAUAAACUAAUUGUUUUACAGUAUAUAAUGUAAUUUAAUCGAUGUUGUUUUUACUACUCUUGCUCGCCGAUGUCGGUGCAGUGUGUACGCCGAGUCCGAGUUUUUGUAGUUUCCGAAAAUAAACUGAUUUAUUAACGAGUAGCCAGGUAGUACGACUUAUAAACAAGAAAUUUUGGGUAUAUUUUACUGGUAUAGAAAACUAUCAGUGCUCGGAGCUAUAAAAAUUCGUGCUAGGGGUACUGAGCCCUUAUUCUCGUGUUUCAUUCAAAUCAUAAAGUACUCGUAACUGCAAUUUGUGACAUCAAAUACCUAGUGUAUGUCUAAGUAUGAAAAUAUUGACGUCACAAUAUCAGCUUUGCGAGUAGUUGUGAUCUACGUCGCACAGAAUCGGGGUCCUGAGCGGUUUUGUAUGAUUUACAAUUUUUUAUUUUAUCGUCUAAGUAGGCUAGUCUUUCAAUUAUAUGACGACCUACAAUACGACUGAAUGUUCCUAUGUUUGCGUUAGGGCUUCCUCCACGAUACUAUAUUACUAUGUACUUCCAGGGGCGUGCUCUCCAUAUAGGCAAUAAAACACUGCUCACUCUAAGUUAUUCCACCCGUGUUGUGAAAACUGUUUAAACUCAAAAUUAAAAUCUUAUGAGUUGUUGAAAGUUUGAAAAGUUUUUUAUUAUCUCUUCAAGAAACUUAAAUGAUACAAAACCAUUUAAAAUGAUGCUUACUUAGAUCUUAGAUAGAAGUUACUAUAUUCUUCUCGUAUAUAUAGACGGUUUAGGUUAUCUUCAAAAGUUAGGUUUUAUGAGUUGAAACAGUUUUAGGGAUGGGAUUCUGAGUCCAUAUUGGGGCAGGUGUUUUUGUCUUUCUGUACAUUGGCCACCCAGACCACAAUCCCUGUCCUAUUUGAUUUUGCAUGGAGUAAACUGACAGAUCCUAAUGUCUUUCAAAACCUAUUGAUACCAGCCCAGGUAUUGUGUAAUUCUCGGACAGUUGCACACCGAGUGAUGACCCGACAGUCCAAAUUAAACUUUAUUUUAAACAACAACAAAAUGUAUUCAACACAACAGCGUCCGUACUCGCGUCGCAAGGUUUGCACACGGGUGACUGCUCGCAAUUCGUUAGCAACCGUCAGAAAAGUUACACAAUACCGGGGCAUUUAAUAUAAUUAGUGUGAAUGUGUCUAGCUGAAUAGAUACUAUAGUUACUGAACGUAUUCAAUUAAACUUUACUCCAUGCUUUAAAUAUGAAGGUCACUCACUAUGUAUAUAUCACUUAUGGCAUGGUCAGGGGAUUCCGGGUCCGGGCCGCGUUGAAAACCGUCAAAAGCAUGCGUAAUGACACGAAUACUAAUAAUAUGAACUAUUUCAUACAAAUUGCGUUUUAUCUCCGGCCCCGAAUAGAGCUGACGUAUGAGUGUAUAGACCUUAAAGGGACUACUGCCCGUUUCCACUAAACCGAGGAAUCACGUUUCGCUAACUCUUAUGUAAUGAGUAUCGACGUUAGGCGCCAUCUAAUGUUACGACACCGAUUCGGCACAUCGGAAAGUUUACGAGACUGGUAAACUGACACUUGGCAGAUGGAAAAAAAAUAAUUCGCCUUUAUUUAAUAACCAAAAAUUGAAAAAUAUGGCAUGAGCCAUAGACAAGUAGGUUAUAUGAGUUGCCUAGUAAAAAUACCGUUAGAAUAUCUCAAAAUGAGCACUUAGCAAAGAUGUUUUCCAAAACCAAUUCCAAUUUUCGUGCCGAUAACAUAGUAUUUUUUUUUUUAUUUCCCUGUCGUAAUUAGAGGUAUUGAGUCAUUAUCACCAUCAGCUUAGAAAAAAAAGGAGAUAUAUUCAUAAUUACACAUCAAAGUGCUUGAAAUGCCAAUUUUAUUUUAGUUAGAGCCCCAAAAGGAUUGUCAAAUUAAAUAUUGGUGAGUUUUGCAAUUCAGUUUGCUGCGACGCGCCGCCCCAGUGUGCGCUAACCAUUACGCUGUACCAUGAUCGUCAAAAUUAUUCUGUUCCAAACAACUGUACUUCCAAAUCCCUCCAGUUAUUGUUUUGUAAUGUAAAUACCAAACCAAGUGCCAAACGGCUUAUCCACACGAGUGGAGUGAUGUGGGGGAAACGUGGAGAAAUGUAGGCGUUCAACAGAGCGAGAAGGUUUAUCUAAGUCAUUCCUUUAUGUUAAAGUAACGGCGGAAACACACUUGUAACACGCGGCGCGUAUAGUCUUAUAAAAUCGCAGUUUUACGAUAUUAAAAAUCCGUGGGAAUGCUAUGUCGACUGAUAUAGGCCUACCGUUUACCAUUCAGUCCUAAGGUGGGGAUUGUUGACGUAACUGUUGCACUAAAUUCAAAGCCGAUUUUAACAAUUUGGUAGUUCAAAUAAUUGUUAUUCAAAAAACGGUUUAAUCCACUGUGGUCGCAACAAUAAGCUAUUAAUUAUAAUGUUUUCAUUUGAUUCAGGGCCUAAAUUAAUCGUAAUUAAAUACGACAUGUAUUUUUUAUAUAUGGCUUAUAUUUCAACGUUCCUUAUGUUAAAAUCUAUCAAUAGGGGAUCAGAUCUCUGGAUCAGAGAAAAUACAACGCGCUAAUAAUUUGCGUUUCGUCUGGUCACGUAGCUUGUUACAAAUGUGUUUCCGGCUUACAGCUUAAGCGCGAGGCUUGCCGUUGCUAGCAGCUACUCCCGCUCCGCUUGCACGGAGCGAGUCUCCGUAUACGACAUUGUUACCGUGACACGUGUUAACACCCUGUGACGUCAAAGUUUACGCAGCCUUGAUUGUUAAUGACAUUGUCACCGUAACUACGUGCGAUGUAUACUUUGCGAGAUCAUAGGUCCAUGCAAGAACUGUAAAAUUCGACGUCACAAAUUAUGUCGCCGAUGCAAUAAGGCUGCAAUGUUAUAUAGAACUAGAGACCUUGUAACUGUAUGAAAAUAUGUAUGUUAAAAUGGACGUCACAAUGUGUUGUUUGUGCGUCGAUACGGCUUCAAUGUCACGGAGGAACAGGCAGUAUCCAUUACAUGAGAUGUGCACGCUCGCAUUCUUAGUCGUUUUUGAAUUUCCCAUUGUAACGACAGAGCAAAAAAUAUUUUAUCAACAUGUUUCUAAAGCUUAAAUUCAAAUCCCCUAGACUUUUACAGCGAACGUGGCAAGUUUGGCAGUUAAAAAUCAGUAGUACAGAAUUUACUCGGUCCAUUUGACUAACGACUCAACCAUGCGAGCGAGUACAUCGCGUGUGCGGGUGCGGUCGCGGGCGGCAGUGUUCACUGCGAGGUGGACGGUGCGCGUGCGACACCACUCGCGGCUCGUUAUUGUAUCUUGUAAUACAUUGUGUACAGUAUUUGAAUAAAGGACGUGUUUAGAACUAAA